UUUGAUAUGGACAAGAGUAUUUAUACAUUCUUAACUAUACACCGUUGGGAGUGCCUUAAUCGCAUGAAUUAUAGGUUAGGUUCUCUUAGACCUGUUCAUGGAGUCUUAGCUUUGAAAUUCCUCAAUUGGGUCAUCAAACAACCUAAUUUGGAGAUCAAUCAUUUAACUCAUAUCAUUUCCACUACUACCCAUAUACUUGUUAGAGCUAGAAUGUACAGUUUUGCCAAAACAACAUUGAAACAUAUGUUGCAUCUGCCUAUUGGUUUCAACAAUGUUUUUGCUGCUUUGAUGGAGACAUACCCUUUUUGUCAUUCAAAUCCUGCUGUUUUUGACCUACUCAUUAGGGUUUGUUUAAGGGAGAACAUGGUUGGAGAUGCUGUAAAGACUUUUCACUUGAUGGGUUCUCGAGGGUUUAACCCUUCUGUGUACACCUGUAACAUGGUGCUAGGUUCAUUGGUAAAAGACCACAAAGUUGAUUUCUUUUGGUCCUUUUUCAAAGAAAUGCUUGCCAACGGGAUUUCUCCUAAUGUUGCCACAUUCAACAUAUUGUUGAAUGCUUUGUGUGGACGUAGCAAGUUUAAAAGCGCUGCAUUUCUCUUGAGGAAAAUGGAAGAAACCGGUCAUUUUCCAACUGCGGUCACUUACAAUACUUUGCUUAAUUGGUAUUGCAAGAAAGGAAGAUAUAAGGAAGCUUCUGAGCUUAUUGACUCCAUGUUAUCUAAGGGUAUUUCGGCCGAUGUUUGUACAUAUAAUAUGUUGAUAGAUAGUUUGUGCAGAAAAGGUAGGAGUGCAAAAGGUUAUUUAAUAUUGAAAAGGAUGAGGAAGAGUAUAGUGUAUCCUAAUGUGAUCACAUAUAAUACUCUUAUUAAUGGAUUUGUUAAGGAGGGGAAGAUUGGAGUUGCUACAAAAGUUUUUGAGGAGAUGUCGUCAUGUAACUUGUCACCAAACAAUAUUACUUACAAUACUUUGCUUUUCGGUCACUGUAGCAAUGGCAACAUUGAUGAAGCCUUGAGACUUUUUGAUGUGAUGGUUUCACAUGGUUUGAAACCUAAUGAAGUGACAUACGGGGCUCUUUUAAAUGGGAUAUCCAAGCAUGCUGAAUUUGGAUUGGUUUCCUCUAUUCUCGAGAGAAUGAGGAUGAGUGGUGUGAUAGUUAAUCAUAUUAGUUAUACAACAAUGAUCGAUGGAUUGUGUAAGAAUGGCCUGCUUGAAGAAGCUGUACAGUUGCUGGAGGAUAUGCUAAAAGCUUCUGUCAAUCCCGAUGUUGUUACAUUUUCGGUACUCAUUAAUGGAUUUCUUAGGGCGGGGAAGAUAAAUAAUGCAAAGGAGAUAAUGUGUAAAAUGUACAAAGCGGGACUUGCGCCAAACAACACUUUGUAUUCAACAUUGAUCUACAACUGCUGCAAGAUGGGAAACCUAAACGAGGCUUUAAAUGCUUAUGCAGUUAUGAACCACCAUGGUCAUGUUUCAGAUCACUUUACAUGUAAUGCGUUGGUUGCCACUUUUUGUAGAUCCAAAAGACUUGAAGAAGCCGAGUAUUUUAUGGACCACAUGAGCAGGAUGGGUCUCGAUCCUGAGUCUGUUACUUUUGAUUGCAUUAUAGAUAGUUAUGGAAAUUCUGGUGACGCAUUAAAAGCGUUCGUUAUGUUUGAUAAAAUGAAUAGUCUAGGCCAUUUACCAAGUCAGUUCACGCACGAGGGUCUAUUGAAAGGACUUCUUAUUGGCGGACAUAUUAAUGAAGCCAAAAUAUAUCUGCGUAGACUUAGUAACAUUUCUUAUGCCAUUGGUAGUCUUUUCUACAACACGAUGCUUACUUUGACAUCAAGAUCAGGAAAUUUAUCGAAUGCAGUUACCCUUCUCGAUGAAAUGGUUAUGAAUAAUUUUGUGCCUGACGGCUUUACGUACACCAGUCUUAUUGCAGGACUAUGCCGGAAGGGUAAAAUGGUCCCUGCACUUCUUCUGUCAGGAAGGGCAAUUGAAAAAGGAUUAUUAUCUCCAAAUCCUGCUAUGUACACUAGUUUAGUUGAUGGUCUUCUUAAGGAAGGACAUUCAAAAGUUGCUUUAUAUAUUUUUGAAGAUAUGUUGAACAAAGGUGUUCUCCCUGAUACUACUGCAUUCAAUGUUCUCUUGGAUCGAUACUCACGGAAGGGAGAAAUGUCGAAGGUAAAUGAUAUCCUUUCAACAAUGAGGAGUAGAAGUUUAAGCUUCAACUUGGCUACUUACAACAUUCUGUUGCAUGGAUAUUCAAAGAGGCAUGACAUGGCAAGAUGUUCUCAGUUAUACAAUAAGAUGGUCGGACAUGGUUGUGCGCCUGAUAAGUUAACAUGGCACUCUCUUAUUCUUGGAUAUUCUAAAUCUAGAUCAUUAGAUGUCGCUGUAAAACUUCUAAGAAAGAUAACAGUUGAAGGUUUCAAAGCUGAUUGUUUUAUGUUAAACGUGCUUGUUAGUAAGUUCUGUGAACAAAAUGAGAUAAAAACGGCAUUCGAUCUGGUAAAACAAAUGAGUAUGUUAGGAGUUACUCCUAAUGUUGAUACAUACAAUGCCCUUUUUAAUGGAUUUAUUAGAGCUCAUGCUUUUGAUGAAGCUCAUUGUAUUUUGCAUGCCUUGUUGGAAAAUAGUUAUGCUCCUACAUGUAAACAAUUUACCUCGUUAAUUAAGGGCAUGUGUAAAAUGGGAAAUAUAAAAGGAGCAAUGGAGCUGCAACAUGAGAUGAAAACACUCGGGGUCGGCUCCCAAGGUGUUGCUAUGAGCGCUAUUAUUAGAGGCCUUGCACGUUCAAGGAAAACUGACAAUGCUGUUCACGUUCUUGAUAUCAUGCUUGAGAUGCGAAUCAUCCCAACUGUUGCUACUUUCACGACAUUAAUGCACACCUAUUUCAAAGAAGCUAAUGUUGCCAAGGCAUUGGAAUUGAGGAGUGUAAUGGAACAGUGUCAUGUGAAGCUUGAUGUUGCUGCAUACAACGUUCUUAUAUCUGGCCUUUGUGCCAAUGGUGAUGUUCAAGCUGCUUUUAAACUUUAUGAAGAGAUGAAACUAAGAGAUCUUUGGCCUAAUACCUCUAUAUACAUAGUUCUUAUCGAUUCAUUUUGUGCCGGAAAUUAUCACGUUGAAAGCGAAGAGCUGUUGAGGGAUUUACAGACCAAGGAAUUGAUGUCUUUAGAUUUGUGUGGAGGCACUGAAAGACUGAAAGAACUAUUGAUGAUUGCAAGGAAAGAAUUAAUUCGUACGAGGUACAAAACAAGAAGAAAAUAUGGAAGACCACUGGUCGUGUCUCCAGAGGAAAACUAAAUGCGACAAAUACUACCUCAAAUUGAAAAAGGAGGCACGAAACAGAUGGUGUGACAUACUCCAAUCCUGCCAAGGUUUUGAAAAUUUCAAAUAAGGGUGCAAAUCUGGGAGCUAGCAAACAAGUUACUGUGGCACGGAGUGGUGAAUCCAAGUCAUCAGAUUUAUGUCCUAGAUCUAAUGAAUGUGCAUGGAUUCUGAAAAUAAUUCAUCUCAGUGUCAAAUGGUAAGGGUCUUUUUGCAAGAACAAAUAGGGUGAAAUUGCGUAACCUUCUUGCAGCAGCCGUAAGUGCCGAUAUUUUGAAAGUCCCUCAGUUGAAGGCACACACUUACGUUUUCAAAGGAGCAAAAUGCACGACCGGGUCUUGUUGUUCAACUUUGAGUAUAUCAGGUUUUGUCAAGAAAAGUCAUUGAUGCAAUUAUUGUUUUGCAGGAGAUUUUGAGAGAGUGCACUUCACUUGUUCACCAAACAUAGGAGAGAUUCAAGUUCAUGGAUUAAUGGUGAGGCGUAAAUCAUGCUUCUACUACCUGCCUGAUUCCUUUCUUAUGAAGAAUAUUUUCCCAAGGAUGAUAGAAACAUGGUUUCUUCAUGUUGAAGUAAGGCCUUUAAAAUGUUUGCAAGUUCCAUGUUUACCCUAUGAUGUGGCUAAGGAACAUAAAGAAAUUUUACAUUCAGAUUCUGCUUGUGCUGUAAAUAUGCACAAUGCGGCCAGGCUUGCACCAUCUCAGCAGGUAUGGUAGGAGUGGUGUGUUACAUCUCCUUGUUCAUCUCUAAUUCAGAAUACUGAUGGCAGCUCAUACUGGAUGGAUCUUUAAUAGACUACGCCAUACAGUCCUCAUACUGAUAUUUCAUGGUUAGCUUAAGAUCAAAUCAUUUUUGCUUGAGUUAGUUUUAUCAUUCCUCUUAAACAAAACCUAUCGAGGAAUGCUCUGAAGAUUGCUCCAAUUAUCAUUGAUUGUGUAACUUUAACUUUGCUUCAGUUAGUUUUAUUAGAAGAAAUAGGAACUUAGAAGCUCAUAGUCUAGUAGGAGUUGCUUUGUCUUGUGGCUCAAAAAUUUGGUUGGGUGAUCAUCUUACUAUCUAAAGGAUACUUUCAAUCUACUUUUUUCAACUCUCUUCACAAAAUCCAUUGGAAAUUCAUUCAUUUACAGAUA
Molecule: messenger RNA, 4437 nt
Organism: Lathyrus oleraceus (garden pea)
Lineage: Eukaryota; Viridiplantae; Streptophyta; Magnoliopsida; Fabales; Fabaceae
Product: pentatricopeptide repeat-containing protein At5g55840
Exons: 6
Biological process (GO): mitochondria-nucleus signaling pathway; chloroplast-nucleus signaling pathway
Cellular component (GO): chloroplast
Molecular function (GO): protein binding
Source: RefSeq, a predicted model, not a curated record